Messenger RNA from Malassezia japonica, 1092 nucleotides. RefSeq lists its product as uncharacterized. The transcript has a single exon. Gene Ontology annotation, molecular function: oxidoreductase activity, acting on NAD(P)H. Bases 1 to 1092 code for a protein of 363 amino acids. Lineage: Eukaryota; Fungi; Basidiomycota; Malasseziomycetes; Malasseziales; Malasseziaceae. The record is from RefSeq and is a predicted model, not a curated record.
AUGUCUUCGCAAAUUCCCACUCAUACCAACGCGUUAAUCGUCAAAGGCAAGGGACAGACUGCUGUCCAGCAGGUCGACACGCCCCAGCCCAAUGACAAGCAAAUUCUUGUCCAAGUGCAUAACGUAGCUCUUAACCCAACGGACUGGGCGCAUAUUGACUUUUUUCCGCAGGUCGGCUCAACCGUCGGUUCUGAUUAUGUCGGAACAGUCGUUGAGAAAGGAUCCAAGGCCGGUACGGAAAUUACUGUUGGCGACCGGGUGGCUGGCGCUGUCCACGGUGCUUGGGAAGUGGGGGUCGGGGCCUUUGCUGGAUACCUGACGACGGUGCCCGAGUCAGUGACGCGCAUACCUAGCAAUGUGCCCGACGAAGAAGCCGCGGGUAUUGGAAUUACUGGGUACACUGCCUACUUCGGUCUCUUUCAAAGCCAGCAUCUCGGCCUCACUCCGCCCGAGCCAACGCUCACGUCGCUGCCACCGGUCGACAAGACGAAAAAGCUGCUGGUGUGGUCGGGUGCCACUUCUGUUGGCCAGUUUGUCAUUCAGUUUGCGCGAGCCACCGGGUUAUAUGUAAUUACGACGGCGUCGCCAAAGCACCACGACUUCCUGCACGAACUCGGUGCGGCAGAGACAUACGACUACUCGGACGAAACAACGCCAGAAAAAAUCUCCGAGGCACACCCUGACCUUGUGUAUGCAUACGAUACCUUUUCGGAAAAAGGUUCACAAGAAGCUAGUGCGCGUGCGCUUUCCAAAACCCAGUCUUCAAAGCUGCUUGUCAUCCUCGCGCCCAGCAACGAAAUCAGCAAUAUUAACAAAAAUAUCAAGGCUACGUUCUUCCUAUUCUACUCGCUGGGUGGCCAACAAAUCGAUAUUUACCACCAACACGUCUCCCAGGAGCAAGCAGACAACGACUUUGCAUACUUGUCCAAGUUUACUAGCAGCGGCACUUUUACAAACUUGCUUGCGCACGGCCUCGUGAGGCCGAAUCGCACAUCGCCCCAGACGGGUGGUCUCCAGGCGAUCCCUGCGGGCUUGGACCGAUUGCGCAACGGUCAAGUGUCGGGUGAAAAAUUCACCUAUGCUGUCCAGUAG